This is a messenger RNA of Cryphonectria parasitica EP155, 1410 nucleotides long. RefSeq lists its product as uncharacterized. Gene Ontology annotation, biological process: pyruvate decarboxylation to acetyl-CoA. NCBI's taxonomy places the organism in Eukaryota, Fungi, Ascomycota, Sordariomycetes, Diaporthales, Cryphonectriaceae. The coding region runs from base 106 to 1410 and encodes 434 amino acids. The record is from RefSeq and is a predicted model, not a curated record. Gene Ontology annotation, cellular component: pyruvate dehydrogenase complex. Gene Ontology annotation, molecular function: dihydrolipoyllysine-residue acetyltransferase activity. The transcript is spliced from 2 exons.
AACACCACCACUUCCUCCUCCUCCUUCACGCCACCUUCACUGCUCCCUCCUCCCUUCUCUUCGUCAGGUGCUGUGGCCUUUCUUGACGUGACUGCCUGCCUCACCAUGGCGUCCCUCAUGACCGCAUGCCGCCUGACGGCGAGGUUGGCACGGCCAAACACUCGGGGCUUCCGGACCUCCACUGCCUCCCUCGCCGCCCAGAAUUUCACUAUGCCCGCCCUCUCUCCGACCAUGACCGAGGGCAACAUCGCCGCUUGGCACGUUAAGGAGGGCGACAGAUUUUCCGCCGGCGACGUGCUCCUCGAGAUCGAGACCGAUAAGGCUACUAUGGACGUCGAGGCCCAGGACGACGGCGUCAUGUUCAAGAUCACCACCGGCGACGGCGCCAAGGGCAUCCAGGUCGGCACCCGCAUCGCCGUCAUCGCUGAGGAGGGCGACGACCUCAGCACACUCGAGGUCCCGGCCGACAAGGCGCCUAAGCAGGCCGCCGAGACGCCGAAGGAGCAGGAGGAGGAUACCAAGUCCGAAUCCGUGCCGCAGGAGGAGAGGACAGCCUCGGGGUCUGACGACGUGGCCCCAACUGCCCACUCGGGUGCCAAGGGUGGGAAGGCCCAAAAGCAGACAUACCCGCUCUACCCGUCAAUCAUCCAGCUACUGCACGAGAACGGUCUAGAUGCCUCCAAGGCCGACGAGAUACCGGCCACCGGGCCCAAGGGCCGCCUGCUGAAGGGUGAUGUCCUGGUCUAUCUGGGCAAGGCGAAGUCCGACUCGGCGGCCAAUGUGCAGGCGAUAUACGACAAGCUGGCGCACCUGGACCUGAGCAAUGUCAAAGUCGCCGAGAAGAAACCUGCGCCCGCAGCUGCAAAGCCUGCCGGUGCCGCCAGCCCCGCCCCCGUUCCGGUCGUCGAGGAUCUGCAGGUCGCCCUGCCCAUCUCCCUGGCGUCGGUGAUCGAGGUGCAGAAGAAGGUCCAGGAGACACUCGGGGUCUUCAUGCCCCUGUCGACCUUCAUCGCCCGCGCUACUGAGGUGGCCAACGACGAGUUGCCACUGGCUGCCGACUACAAGCCAUCCGCAGACGAGCUGUUCAACCAGGUGCUAGGGCUUGAUCAGGCCGGACCCCAUGGCUCUAGGGGCCACUACCUACCGCAGAUCUCGGCCCUACCGCCACCAGCCUCCUUCUCGCAGAGGGCAGUUAAGGCUACCAGGCCGGAUAUUAUUGAUAUCCUCUCCAGUGGGUCAGCGAAGAAGACAACGACGGUGGCUUCACCAACGACCAGACCAUCUGGUCUGUCGACGGGGCUGAAUGUGUUCAGCCUCAAGGUGCCCAAGGCGGAGGAGAAGAGGGCCAAGACGUUCCUCGAGAGGGUCAAGCUGGUGUUGGAAAACGAGCCGGGGAGGUUAGUCCUAUGA